Molecule: messenger RNA, 7946 nt
Organism: Ochlerotatus camptorhynchus
Lineage: Eukaryota; Metazoa; Arthropoda; Insecta; Diptera; Culicidae
Gene: fz2
Product: frizzled 2
Exons: 3
Coding region: 1908-3863 (651 amino acids)
Biological process (GO): non-canonical Wnt signaling pathway; canonical Wnt signaling pathway
Cellular component (GO): plasma membrane
Molecular function (GO): Wnt-protein binding; Wnt receptor activity
Source: RefSeq, a predicted model, not a curated record
UGAGUUUAGUUGAGUUUCGAACGUUCAACAAUACGGACGGGUCUUGUUUAUCGGUAGCCCAACAGCACUCGGUUCAGCGACUCGCGGGUUGAUAUGGCGGAUUAAGAGGGAGGUAAAUGAAGCAGUGGCUAGAAUUUGUUAUCGCAAACUAUUGUAGAACGUACGUACGAAGUUUUAAGUGAAAGUAAACUACUGAAAUGGUAUUGUAAAUACGCGAAGCGUACAGUGACAGUGCGAGCCGUUUCAAAAAAGAAUUGAGGCGAAAAUCUCAUCGAGUGAGUACACGGCAGAGGGAGGAGAAAAAAAAUCAAAGAAUCGUAGCACAGAAGUGCUCUAGUUUGUGUUGGCAUUGUUAUGUGAUUGAUUUGAAAGUGAAGCGACAUUCUCCCUUCACUGGAGGCAAGCUAAGCCCGGUUUUUGAAGAGUACAGUUGUUUGACGAGGUGUUCGAAUAUCUCGAAUGAACACAGUGUUGUAAUGUCAACAAAGUUUUGACGAAACAGUACGGGGUUUUGCUUGACGGCACCAGCAGUGUCAGAAUUGAAGUGAAUGGUAUUUGUCACAUUGAUGUGCGUUCGUAUUGGCAACCGUAGUACGCAAGCCCCUGAAGUGUAGUGUUUUCGUGGGCUGAGAGGCAGAAUUACGCGCGUGUUGUCGUCAGACGGAGAAACGGAGCAAGGGGAAAAAACAAAAUUACAACCUUGUCCCGAAUAUUUCGAUUUUGCUCUUCCCAUUCGCAUCUUGUUGUCGGUUUCACGGGUUAGGUGCGUCGAAAAUAAAUAUACAAGCAAUGAGUUCUGUGCGUAGUCUGUCGACGGAUCCUCCGAUUCGAUAAUAUGCUAAACACAUGUGAUACCAAUCGAAGCGGCUGUAGAAGAACCAAAGUCAGUGGCGGUAGCAGCAACAGCAGCCGCAACAACAAAAGGAUUACGUUGUCGGUCCAAUAAGUGGCAGGCAGCUACGGCAUCGGUGGCAAUCGUCGAGAUUGCAAGUGGUAGAUGUGAGAUUCGGUUUUUAACGACCUGAUAUCGAGAACAAGCUGCGGCGACGACAACUGCUGUGCGGUGUGUGACAGCCGCCGUCUAGUGAUAGCGAAAACCGAGAACCCCUUUGCUCAGUGAGCUGCAUUAAAAACAACAGCGACAACAACAGUUGUGUGUACACAGUCAUACACAGAUAUACGUGUGCUCUGCAAUAUCGCUUUGCGUACCAACGGGGUGACAAGUUGAGUGUAAUUUUUUGUUAUACAUUGAAGAAAAAAGAAGUACGACGGGGAGGAGAAUACAACGAAUACAGGCAGCGAAAGCCGUAGACAGCAGUAGCAUCCGACCAGAACGCACUGGACACUGGAUGGGACUAUUCGAGGUGCUAAUCAUUAGACAAUGAGCUAGGCCUCUAUCAACAGCUGCAAACUACUUCACUAUUUCUUACUUUAAUCUACACCCGUCUUUUGGAUCCAUUAUCAAAGAACCCCGGGAGUGUGAUUCCAACACUACACAGUCAUUGCUACUUUUCUCGCUCACCCGAGCACACCCGUCAAAAGCCAUCACACACUGCUGCAGCAUCAACUGAUUUGGAGAACAAGUUUUCUGAAUUGAAUUUGCUCACACCCCCUGGAAACCCAUCCCCCGAACCGUCGCCGUAUCAAAGGACUAGCCUUCACGUAUAUCUGUUCGAAGAGCACAUGUGACACUCCGGCGGCUACGACGACGACAACAACUGACAGCGAAGAGGAAAGUGUUUGCAAACCCUAUGGCAGUAGACGGGCAGGAAGCGCAACGAUGAAGAUAAUCUAAUUGAAGUUUUGCACCCAGGCUGCAGGCUACCAGCAAACAAUUUCGUCUCAUUUUCGGACCAGAAAAUUAGAUUCGAAAUCACAUUCUUUCAUCAGUCAACGCCGUAUUCAGAAUGACACGAACAACCAGAAUCAGCUCGCUGACGGUGUGUCUGCUACUGCUGCUGUGCAGUACUAGAGCCGAUUCGAGCUACUAUGGUGGGGGUGGAGCAAGCCCUGCACCCCACCUGCCAGCGAUACCGAAAGAUCCUCACUCGCGCUGCGAGGAAAUCACCAUCCCGAUGUGUCGAGGCAUCGGCUACAAUCUAACCUCGUUUCCAAACGAGAUGAACCACGAAACGCAGGAGGAAGCCGGACUGGAGGUGCACCAGUUCUGGCCGCUGGUCGAGAUCAAAUGCUCGCCGGAUCUUAAAUUCUUCCUGUGCUCGAUGUACACUCCCAUCUGCAUCGAAGACUACCACAAGCCACUUCCGGUGUGUCGGAGUGUGUGCGAACGGGCACGUGCUGGCUGUGCACCGAUUAUGCAGCAGUACAGCUUCAGUUGGCCGGAACGGAUGGCAUGCGAGAACUUGCCCGUUUCAGGCGAUAGCGAUAACCUGUGCAUGGAACAACCCAGCGAAGAUGAUGGCAGUCAUUCUUCGGGUGGAGGAGGAGGCGGCGGCGGCGGUUCGCACUCUAAACCGACUCGUAAAUCCCACGGUUCGUCCGCGGGUGGUGCCUCCGGUCAGAACAACAAAUGCAAGGGCAAGAAUUCAAAAAACUGCCAAAAUCCCCCAGGGGAAAGAACAAAAGAGUGCAUAUGCCGGUGUCGGGAGCCACUGGUGACCCUGGGGAAGGAAAACCUACUGCACAACCAAAGUGUCGAAAGGGUCGGCGACGUAAUAAACUGCGCGAUCCCGUGUCGGGGGGCGUUCUUCAGCCAGGAGGAAAAGGACUUCGCCGGGGUGUGGAUCGCGCUAUGGUCCGGCCUUUGCGGCAUAAGCACACUAAUGACACUCACCACGUUCCUCAUCGACACCGAAAGGUUCAAGUAUCCUGAGCGUCCGAUUGUGUUCCUGUCGGCGUGCUAUUUCAUCGUGUCCUGCGGCUAUCUGACACGGUUGUUCCUCGGACACGACGAAAUCGCUUGCGAUGGGAGAGCCAUAAAAUAUCCCUCGAUGGGGCAGAGCUCGUGUACGAUGAUCUUCAUCAUGAUCUACUUCUUCGGAAUGGCCUCGUCCAUUUGGUGGGUGAUCUUGUCGUUCACCUGGUUCCUGGCUGCUGGACUCAAGUGGGGUAAUGAAGCCAUCUCGAAGCACUCGCAGUACUUCCAUCUGGCGGCGUGGCUGAUACCGACGGUUCAAACCGUUUCUGUACUGCUGAGGCCUGCGGUAGAUGGUGAUCCAAUUGCCGGAAUUUGCUACGUUGGAAAUACGUCGGUGGAAAAUUUGAAGAACUUUGUACUGGCACCACUGUUUGUAUAUUUGGUGAUAGGAACGACAUUCUUGAUGGCCGGGUUUGUGUCACUGUUCAGGAUUCGUUCGGUAAUCAAACAGCAAGGUGGUAUCGGUGCCGGAUCGAAGGCUGACAAGUUGGAGAAGCUGAUGAUCCGGAUAGGAAUUUUUAGCGUUCUUUACACGGUCCCUGCUACGAUCGUUAUCGGAUGUCAUUUGUACGAAGCAAACUUCACCGAGGACUGGAUGACGGGGUUGACGUGUCCUUGCAAGGUGGGAACCGGAAUCAGACAGAAACCUCUGUAUUCGGUGCUUAUGCUGAAGUACUUUAUGGCACUGGCAGUGGGCAUUACGUCCGGAGUGUGGAUAUGGUCCGGCAAGACGGUGGAAUCGUGGCGACGACUCUGGAGAAGAUUGUUUGGUUCGCCGGAUCCAACCGGUGCCGGACAGGUUCUGAUAAAGCCACGGCCACCACUCCCUCAGCCAUAUGCAACGUCUGGAAUCGGAAUACCCGGUUCAGCGGCAGCGUCCCUUCUUGCCACUCCGUACACGCAAACAGUCGGCAGCGUGGCAUCCACUAGUCAUCACCAUCUGCACCACCAUGUCCUCAAGCAAACCCCGCUGAGCCACGUAUGACCUGGAGACAUUGGCGGCGCUUCCACACUCACUGCAGGCUCUGGCUCGGUGGUUGAUCCCCGGGCCGUGUCGGUCGUCGUAACGCUGCCAGGACCGCAACCAGGACAAGCCCUGAGUGACUACGGUCCAAUAUAGUUGACAGUGCGACCAGAUACGACAGCACGAUGGAUACCUAGCAACGCAAGCGAUCAGCUGUGACCCGGAAGCGCAUAAACCGGGGAGGGACAACUCCACACAUCCUCAUGUCAUAUGUACGUGUGUGUUUGUAAAUGUAUGUAGAUCGAAGUCACCGUAGUAGGCGUAGUAAGUCAUUGAAGUCUGUGUUUACUUUGUACCACUUGUGUCAGGCGAAACAAAAUGAUGUGUGAUGUAAAUGUCGUUGUUUCAUACUGUGUAGUAGUCAUAGAGAGUACAUAGUAGGCGAAUGAAAGUGACACUUAAGGCAAUGCGUGUACAUUUCAUUCUCUAUUCAUUAACAAAGAGCAAACUAGGUUAGGUCAAAUGAAGUCGUGCUGGUCAAAAGUCGCACUGCUCCCUCCCUGUCGCCAUCCAUCUAUCACUUUUCAACUACAAAUCACUUGAAACCAUCCUACACUAACGCAAACAAGCUAUCUUCUACUCUAAGCUCUUAUACUUAGGAAAAAGAUGAAGCAGCUCUCUUUCUAGUCCAAGAAAUAAAAAAAUAAAACAAACGCGUAGAAAACUGAUCCAUCGACAUACAAUUUUAUACAUUACAAUGAAGCGCAAAAACAAAAACAUCAUAAAACGAAAGGCAUUUUUCUGCAAACAUUUUAACAUCGCAAAAAAUUAACAUUAACUGUCAUAUUUAAUCGGUAUGUGGUAGAAGACUUUCUAACUGUGAACUGAUCAUGUGUUCUAGUGAAACAAAAAAAAAUAUGUAUAGAAGCAACCCUCCAGUGGAUGUUUCCAACUGUGUGACCAAAAACAAAAACUAACAGACUCUAUUCUACGUAUGUACGUUCUUUUUAUCAAGCGGAAGCCAUCUUUCCACAAGCGAAAUGAAGCAUUUAAGAGAAAAAUGACAAUACUGUAUAAGCAAGGUAAAUUUUAACGCAAUGAGAGAAUCAUUCACACACACACACAAACUCCCGAAAAACAUUUCACUGCCAAAAAAAAACAAAGCGAAAAUUCAGGUUACUGAACCGACCGGCUGCUGAAUAAAUCAGUCCAUAAAUCAAAACCAACAGCGGAUUAGUCUCAUGGCUCGGCGAUAAAAUUGUGUCAUAAAUUGUGGAUGAGCCCCAGACUAACAGCGAGAGAGAAAACAUGAAGAAUGAUAACUUUUAAAAGAUAUGGGACGAACCGGAAUCGAGCGAAAAAGAAGUAAUUAACACUCACACACACACACACACUCUGAAAGGUGCAUUUCAUGAAACUUUUAUACGUAAUUAGAAUUAAUUUACUCGUUUAGUGGUACAUAAGAAACGGACGCAGCAGAACAUUACCAAGCUGAGCGUUUGUAGAGAGCAAAAAAAUAUAGCAAACACACAAAACGGUAAAAUGUUAGUUUUGACAGUUGAGAGUAGAUUUUUCAUAGAGUUCAGUUCAAGUUUUCAAUUAUUUUGGUCGUCAUAAUGCUUGUUUGGAAAUGUCAAUCAACCUUCACACACCAGCGCCAUAUUUUCUCUCUUUCGUUUCCAUCCGCCAUUUUGCCAAAAUGCCGAUUUUGCUUUCCCUUCUUAUCACCGUCUUAUCAACGGCACAUUGAACACGUGACCUUUGUUUACCGUACCAUCGUUUGUACCGUCGUAUUGAUUGUAGAAAAACCAGAGCCUACUUCGAAUUGCCAUAACUUCAGUUGUUGAAGAUGUUUUUUUUACUUAGUUCGAUUAUUUACGUGUCUAAGCAUGUUGUUUAUCUUUGUACUAUAAUAGCAAACAACUAACCUAACCUAGACAGUGAAAUUUCGUUCGGCUUUUCCCUCCAGUCCAGUGAACGGCGAGCGAAGCCAGAAAGCCUACUUUAAUCGUGUGUGUACAUAUCAAUAAUUCUAGCUUAAAACUAAAACAAAUCAUUUUUGCUAACCACCGUCGUCUUUAACGGAGGAAAAGUGACUAAUUUUUUAGCUGCUUUCGAAAAGAAGGACUAUGUGAGCUGUAAAUUAUUUGUAAUUUAUUUAAAAAUCGAUUUUCGUUUUUAGAAUCGUAUCCCCAAAAAACCGACCGUAAGCAACCUAAUACUGUACAGUUUAUGCUUGAAAAUCACUGCAAAACAACAACAAUUUAAUUAGCUAUUAUCGUUAAUACAGCUACACCUUUAUUGGAGGAAAAUUGAAAUCUCGCUUAAACGAAAAAAAAAAAACAGCAAACAAAUUAUCACAGGUUAAAUCAAAUUUUGUGGAGAAAACCAGAAAACGAAUGCCUAGGGACAAAAUUUAGCUCAAAACACUUCCGUGUGCCGCGAACUUCAACCCGUUCGGCGACGGAUUGAUCCGGAUUCAAGCAAGGGAAGCACAACCAACAGUAGUAGCAGAAGCAGCAGAGAAUACUUAACCAAAGUUAACCGCAUCAUUAUGCGAAAUUCAAAACAGUGAUUAUUCAAUUAGAGACCGUGAUUUUAAUUUCUCGAACAGCAGCGGGGAAGCCCAGUCGGCCAGUUGGCCGGUGUAACCGGUGUUUGAUUAUCUACGAGCGCACUAAUUUCACGGUGCAAACCAGGCCCCAUUCACUGCUUCUUCUAUCUCGUUACCCAUAGAUAAUGAGGCAUUGGGGUAAAGUGUGCUUUUGAUUUCUAAUCAUUUGCUACCUCAAACAUCUGGUUCUUCAUUCAUUUUAAAAUGCAAGCUUUCAAAUUUCAGUUCGCUUGACCAUUUCGCCCUUCAUUCCCCCCACAAGCCAGACAAAUACGCUCGCUCCGGAAGGCCGAAAUUGCUCUUGUAAAACAAUGAAUAAAAAAAUCCACUGAAAAUCGAGACGAGGUAGAGGAAAACAACCAAAACUUCCAAAUCACCAUAACGACCCUCCUCGGAAUCCAUAAUUGAUAAAUUGCCGACAUAAAUAUGCUGCUUCUAGAUUUUCUUCACCCAACAACCCAACGAACGGCCAUCAUGGCUGACGAUCGCAAUAGUUUUCCUAGAUCUGUGCUUCUGCAGUUCUUUCUCCAGUUUUCCGGACCGAUCCCGUGCGAAACUGGCACAUAAUAAUUAUUUACGAAAAAAAAAACAAAACAAGCUGAAGAGAAUAAAAACAAAAUAACAAAUAAUAAAACAGAGUCAGAGACGGUCAAACUCACAAAAAGCGAGAUGAGAGAUGAAAAAAUAGGAACACAGCGUGGAAAAGUACGCGAGGCGUGAGCGUGAACGAGAACCCGAGAAAACGAGAUGAUGAUGUUUGCACGAAUGUUAAUUUCUUUCUCCUUUGACCCCGCACUCAUCAACUUCCGACCUGCGGCUGCAUCGUUCGUUAUUUCAUGACAACUUGAAUCAAUUAAAUUUUUUCUCCCCCACUCUUUCCAAACACUUGAACCGCAGGAUUUUUUUUUUUUCAUUCGUAAUCAGUUCGCUUCCCAUCAUCAACCUGUAUAGCUUCUUUUGUUUCUUCUGUUCUUGUAUAGAUGCCCUUACUAACUACUUAAUCCUUCUACUUAUUUAUCCCCAGUUUUAUCCCGUCUCCUAUAUUUAUUUUGUUUUUGCGAGCAGAAGAAAAUUUGCGCUAGAGAAACAGAAUAAAGCAAAACGGUGUGAAUGAAAUCUGGUUUUAACAGAUAUAUAGACUGUAUACGAAUAUUUUGAAUUAUUAUUAUUAUUAUUAUAAAUAAACGAAACAAAAAAGUGAAUUACUGUAUUCAAGCAUAGUUAUUAACCGAUAAUCAUGCAAUUGUGUAGUGAUUGGCAAGUCGUAAUGUAUAAAUUAGUAAGAGGAAGAAAAGAUAAAAAAAAUCGCCCAUAAUAUAAUAACAACAUGGAAGCAAAAUUUAUACACAAUAACAAUGGAUAAGAAGAAGAAGAAAAACAACCACAAAAACACAGUGGAAAAUCGAAAUGCAAGAAAAGUAAGGAAACUUAUAUAUAAAGUGAAGCAUAUUUUUAAUUGUUUAAUAAAUUAUUAAAAUAAUAAAAACCAA